Culex quinquefasciatus (southern house mosquito) is the source of this 450-nucleotide messenger RNA. It is a transcript of the gene ksh, whose product is annotated as protein kish. NCBI's taxonomy places the organism in Eukaryota, Metazoa, Arthropoda, Insecta, Diptera, Culicidae. Bases 128 to 346 code for a protein of 72 amino acids. The record is from RefSeq and is a predicted model, not a curated record. The transcript is spliced from 3 exons. Gene Ontology annotation, biological process: intracellular transport; protein secretion.
AGUUUAGCAUACUAGUUUUGACAGCUCUAAAAGUAAACACGUCACGUCGAUGGUCGAUCGGGACACAAAUUUGUUUCGCAAAUUUCAAUUUUUUUUGUGAUAUUCGGAUAUUUUAAAGUUUGUAAACAUGAGUGCGAUAUUCAACUUCCAAAGCUUGCUGUCGGUGAUUCUGCUGAUGAUCUGCACCUGCGCCUACCUCCGAUCACUCUUCCCGAGCAUCAUCGACCGUAAAAAGACCGGAAUGUUGGGCAUUUUCUGGAAGUUGGCGCGUAUUGGCGAACGGAAGUCUCCCUGGGUUGGCCUGGCCUGCGUCCUUAUGGCAGCCUCGAUACUGUUUUACACGUAGAUUAGGAAGUUGCAUUUACGAUAUUUUUCAAAUUGAUUAUUCUGGCAUUGAAAAUUGUAUGAAAGUCUUAACUGUAUCAUAUGCAUGUAAAAAAAGCAGACAAA